AUGGGGAACGACUCCUUCACUGCCGAGGGAAUGCCUUCGCCACAAAGGAUCCUCUUUCCUCCGGAGAUGGUUUGCAUGGAGUGGCGGCAACGACAGAGAGCUGGAGCGGGACUCCACAACCUGGACAAUACGUGCUUCCUCAACUCCGUCCUGCAGUGCUUGACGUACACACCCCCUCUGGCCAACUACCUGCUCUCUGGGGAGCACAGCCAGGCGUGUCGUGAGCGAGGCUUCUGCAUGAUGUGCAUAAUGGAAGCACACGUUAACAAGGUCCUGCGUUCCUCAGGCAGUGCCAUCAAGCCUUUGGCUGUCAUCAGUGUCCUCCCACUCACAUGCUUGAGCUGCAAAGCGGUUUCCGACUCCUACGAGGCCUUCCUGGAUGUUCCUUUGGAUAUAAAAGCAGCCUCCUCUGUCAGCGCAGCUCUCAAGGACUUUGUGAAACCCGAGCAGCUGGAUGGCGAAAACUGCUUUAAAUGUAGCAAGUGUGACAAGAGGGUUGCCGCCUCCAAGAGGUUUACAGUCCAUCGCCCGCCCAAGGUUCUCACGCUGUGUCUCAAACGGUUUGACGAUUUCAUCGGCGAGAAGAUCAACAAGCUUGUGGAGUAUCCCGCGUACUUGGAUCUUCGCCCGUACAUGUCUGAGGCAGCUGGAGAACCGCUGCUCUACUCCUUAUACGCCGUGGUGGUGCAUAGCGGUGUCAGCUGUGGUUCAGGACACUAUUUCUGCUACGCAAAGGCCAGCAAUGGACUGUGGUAUGAGAUGGACGAUAUGCGUGUGGAUCCAUGUGGCAUCGAGAGAGUUCUCAGGCAGCAAGCCUAUUUACUGUUUUAUGUCAGGCGCUCUGAUUUGAAAAGUGGAGAAAGGGCUUCUUCCGCACAGGUGCCAUCAUAUGCCCCUUCCUUCUUCAAGCAGCGGGCGGCUGGCAGCAAGCAG
Messenger RNA from Grus americana (Whooping crane), 933 nucleotides. RefSeq names its product ubiquitin carboxyl-terminal hydrolase 42-like. Gene Ontology annotation, cellular component: cytosol; nucleus. The transcript has 9 exons. NCBI's taxonomy places the organism in Eukaryota, Metazoa, Chordata, Aves, Gruiformes, Gruidae. The annotation marks the transcript as partial. Gene Ontology annotation, biological process: regulation of apoptotic process; protein deubiquitination. Gene Ontology annotation, molecular function: cysteine-type endopeptidase activity; cysteine-type deubiquitinase activity. The record is from RefSeq and is a predicted model, not a curated record.